Zygotorulaspora mrakii is the source of this 168-nucleotide messenger RNA. It is a transcript of the gene PMP3, whose product is annotated as Pmp3p. Gene Ontology annotation, cellular component: membrane. The record is from RefSeq and is a predicted model, not a curated record. Bases 1 to 168 code for a protein of 55 amino acids. NCBI's taxonomy places the organism in Eukaryota, Fungi, Ascomycota, Saccharomycetes, Saccharomycetales, Saccharomycetaceae. The transcript has 2 exons.
AUGGACAGCGAAAAGAUUGUCGCCAUCAUUUUAGCCAUUUUCCUACCACCAUUAUCAGUCUUUAUGAGUCACGGCUUCGGCUCAGAGUUUAUCAUCGAUUUGGUAUUGACUAUCCUGGUCUUCUUCCCAGGUAUGCUAUACGCUUUGUACCUCGCUCUCAAGUAUUGA